This is a messenger RNA of Rangifer tarandus platyrhynchus (Svalbard reindeer), 708 nucleotides long. The record is from the annotation of a GenBank genome assembly. Lineage: Eukaryota; Metazoa; Chordata; Mammalia; Artiodactyla; Cervidae.
AUGGAAGUGGGCUUAUCGGCCGUAACCUUGUAUCUCGCCAGCGCCAGCAGUCCUGUGGCGGCGACAACGAUGGAGCGGGAGCCAGAGAACCGUGCGGAGGGAGAAGCCGUGAAUGCCUCGGGAGCUGCGGCCGCCGCGGUGUUCAGGGAAUCGGCACAGCAGAUGAGUAAUGAAAGAGGCUUUGAAAAUGUAGAACUGGGAGUCAUAGGAAAAAAGAAGAAAGUCCCAAGGAGAGUCAUCCACUUUGUUAGCGGUGAAACAAUGGAAGAAUACAGCACAGAUGAAGAUGAAGUCGAUGGAUUGGAGAAGAAAGACGUUUUGCCUACUGUUGAUCCGACAAAACUUACGUGGGGCCCCUACUUAUGGUUUCACAUGCUUCGAGCUGCCACAUCCACCCUCUCAGUUUGUGACUUUCUUGGAGAGAAGAUUGCAUCUGUUUUGGGCAUCAGCACCCCAAAAUACCAGUAUGCAAUUGAUGAGUAUUACCGGAUGAAGAAGGAGGAAGAAGAAGAAGAAGAAGAAAAUAGGAUGUCGGAAGAAGCAGAAAGACAAUACCAACAAAAUAAGCUGCAGGCUGAUUCCAUUGUUCAGUCUGAUCAACCAGAAACACUGGCAUCCAGUUCAUUUGUGAAUCUCAAUUUUGAAAUGGAGGGAGAUUGUGAAGUAAUUACAGAAAGCAAACAAAAUCCAGUCUCUGUCCCUCUGUAG